Messenger RNA from Alternaria rosae, 2487 nucleotides. RefSeq lists its product as uncharacterized. NCBI's taxonomy places the organism in Eukaryota, Fungi, Ascomycota, Dothideomycetes, Pleosporales, Pleosporaceae. The record is from RefSeq and is a predicted model, not a curated record. The transcript has 4 exons. The coding region runs from base 1 to 2487 and encodes 828 amino acids.
AUGAUUCAAGGUAUGCACGUAUUCCAACGGACAGUAAGCGAAGACACGAGGAAACGUUUUCAGGACGUUAUGAGCCGUCUUUCUGGCCCUUUAGCUGCGUAUUUACGCAAAAGUCGGCAUGAACAUCGACCCACAGCUAUCCGGCUGAUGUUUUUGGGACAAGACGAAGACUCAGCUCGACCAUGGAUUGUCGUUCUGUGUCCAGAGCCAGUCAAGAAGAGAGCAGAGAAGUUCUUCAAGCAAGACAUGGCCCAACGUCUAUGUCAACUCGACGAACCCGGCCGAGAAAGCUUCCACGUGGUGGUGGUCGGUCACGCGCCUCGACCUAAGACUGGUGGAUCUGCUCGCCGUGUGACGAUGUCCUCAGGGCUUCCAACGGGCGACGGCAGCAUCUUGCGCACCUUUUCGUCCUCGUCUCAGGCUGAUACAAAAUAUCAUGGGAAAACAUCUUCGGCUGCGAUAGGAGGAUACAUCUUGGUCAGCAAUUUUGAUGGUACAGAGGUGGUUUACGGCUUGACAGCGGGUCAUGUGUUCCCGCAGACAGGGAUUGACAGUCCAUCUUCAGAUGGGCCGUGGGGCGGUUCGAUACCCUCCCCAGAUUCAAGUGAUUUGGAAGAUAAUAUCACAGGCAUCCCAGAACACAGCGCCGAGGAUCGUGGCCAGAGUCUCCUCGAAAGCUUCAUUGGACCGAGAAGUGAACCAGCGUGGACGGGCAUGGUAUUGGCGGAAGUUUCGUUCUCCCGUGAGGCUCGAGACAGAGAUUGGGCAUUGAUCGAACGUAUUCGUACGACCCAGAUUGAAUCACUAUACACGAAAGCUCCAGAAAGAGAAGUCGUGCUUGGUACCAUGAAAGACCUACAGCCCGCCCAGCUAUACUUCGGUGCAGAAGUCGCUUUGAACUGCACAAUUUCCCGGGAUAUCUCAAUGAUUCUGACGCCAUCGGGACAUAACUUCGUUCAGGCACAUAUACUCACAUUAGAUGCUUCUAAAAGUAUACCGGGCGGUGCAUCUGGCACGUGGAUUACUUCGCCUUUGACUCGAAGUCGAGGCCGCCGGAUGGAUGUGUCCCCUUGGCGUAUAUCCGUCUACGGCCAGGUAGUGGCUGACGACAUCUUCGAGGAUGGUUACAUGGUUCCGCUGACCGAUAUAAUGGAGGACAUCAAGAAAUUGACGAAAGCUGCAGCCGUAAGGCUACCAUUGUCUUUGUCGGAGGUUGGGCAAUUGCUUUCCAAGCAACGAGAUAGAGAAGAGCCGGACCAACUAGACAGGGAAAAGGCAAUUUCUAGCUUUCCGACCAAUACACGCGUACCCGAAGACAUGGAGCGGGUAGAAAAACGUCCCACUACCACUGGUAUGAAAGAUCACUCUACCAAAGUUGAUUCUUACAUGCCGGCGCUUUACCAAACGACAGAAGAAGCGUCUAACAGAAGCUCUGCGGACAUCAGAAGAGGACGGGCGGCUGAAGAAGAUGAGAGGACAUGGGGCUCCGUGGAAUCGAGUCAUGGAAGACCAGCUUCGACACCCGAGUCCAAAAGGCGUGUCACGCGCUCAUCUACUAGAACAAACACAGGACAAGCGAAAGAAUUGCCAGACUUACUGAAUGAUUCGCCUGAGGCGGAACCAAAAGCGCCGAAAGGACAACGUGCGGCCAAGCCUAAGAGGCAAUCUCAAAAGGGUGCGAAAUCUGAAGCAGAUGCACAGCCAGUCGAAGAUAGCGAUCCAAUACCCCAAAGUUACACAACGCUCACCAUCAUACACGACCUCGUCAAAAAACCGAUCCAAUGCCAUCAGUACACUCCCAUAACAUCGCUAUCCACACCCUUACCAACCCUCUUCUUUACCCACGGAGCAGGCGGCACGCUCUCCGCCGACGCCGUAGUAAAUUUCUGUUCUGGAUUUUCCUCUUCGUGCCCCGUCCUCGCUUUUCAGGGCUCCAUGAAUCUCAAGGCGCGGACGAAAGGCUUCCACGCAUGUAUUGAUGAGCUGAACUCCAGCCAAGAGACUGCACUAGAGGGAGCCAAAGAGGAAAGGGCUGGUGAGAAGACAUUGUUACUAGGUGGACGAAGCAUGGGCGCUCGAGCUGCCGUCAUCGCUGCUAGCGAACACCUAGCCUCACUAGAUGACUCCCAAAGAGAAAGGCUGAGCAUACAGCUGAUACUGGUUUCCUACCCACUCCUCGGCCCCAAAGACGAAUUACGCGAUCAAGUUCUCCUCGACCUACCCAAGAGAGUCCGCAUCCUCUUCAUCAGCGGCGAUGAAGACGGCAUGUGCCCCAUCGAUCUGCUGAACGAAACAAGGGAGAAGCUGAAGGCAAAAUCGCAGCUUGUAGUUGUUACCAAUGCGAACCAUGGCAUGCACGUCGUACCUGCUAGCAGGACGCGGGGUGUAGGAGAAGAGACGGGACGGGUGGCGGCGCGAUGGGUGGAAGGAGGUAUUGCAGAAGAUGAGGUAUACAUUGAUGAGCUAGAAGGAGAAGAAGAACGAUGA